This is a messenger RNA of Dromiciops gliroides (monito del monte), 4200 nucleotides long. RefSeq names its product sphingosine-1-phosphate receptor 4 (gene S1PR4). The record is from RefSeq and is a predicted model, not a curated record. Lineage: Eukaryota; Metazoa; Chordata; Mammalia; Microbiotheria; Microbiotheriidae. Gene Ontology annotation, biological process: G protein-coupled receptor signaling pathway. Gene Ontology annotation, molecular function: sphingosine-1-phosphate receptor activity. The transcript has a single exon. Gene Ontology annotation, cellular component: membrane. Bases 1 to 1128 code for a protein of 375 amino acids.
AUGAACCUCUCCUUUUGCUACCGGCUGGUGGACCUCGGGCAACCCGCCCUCAUCCUGCAGCACUACAACCACACGGGCCGCCUGGAGUUUCGGGGACCCCCUGAAGAGGGCCUCGGCUGGCUUCGCAGCCUCUUCGUGGCUAUCAGCUGUGUAAUCAUUGUGGAGAACCUGCUGGUGCUGGUGGCCAUCAUCACUCACAUGCCCUCUCGCCGUUGGGUCUACUACUGCAUCGUCAACAUCACCCUGAGCGACCUCCUCACGGGCGUGGCCUACCUGGCCAACAUUGUCCUGUCCGGUGGAAGGACCUUCCACCUGACGCCCACCCUCUGGUUCCUCCGAGAGGGGCUGCUCUUCAUGGCCUUGGCCGCGUCCACCUUCAGCCUCCUCUUUACAGCCGUGGAGAGGUUCGCCACCAUGAUGCGUCCCGUGCUGGCCCGCAGCACCAGCAAGAGGGUCCGCGUGUUUGGCUUCAUCUGCCUCUGUUGGCUCUUGGCUUUUCUGUUGGGCCUGUUGCCUCUGCUGGGCUGGAACUGCGUCUGUGACUUCUCCAACUGCUCCAGCCUGCUGCCGCUCUACUCCAAGUGGUACAUCCUCUUCUGCGUGGUCAUCUUCAGCCUGAUCCUGGCCUCCAUCAUGCUGCUCUACGGCGCCAUCUUCCGCCUGGUCCGAGCCAAUGGGCAGAAGAUGCCACGAGGCCACGCCCACUGCAAGGCCCAGCGCCUCCUGCAGACGGUGCUGAUGAUCCUGGUGGCCUUCCUCAUCUGCUGGGGUCCGCUCUUCGGGCUGCUGCUGGCGGACAUCUUCAGCUCGGCUGCCUGGGCCCAGGAGUACCUGCGAGGCAUGGAUUGGAUCCUGACCCUGGCGGUGCUUAACUCAGCCAUCAACCCUCUCAUCUACUCCUUCCGGAGUCGCGAGGUGUGCCGGGCCGUGCUGGGAUUCCUGUGCUGUGGCUGCCUCAGCCUGGGCAUUCGAGGGCCUGGGGACUGCCUGAUCCGGGCCAUGGAGACCCAUUCCAUCUCUUCCACCGAGAGCUCCCUCCGGCCCCGGGACAGCCUGAGGACCUCCCGCUCUCUCAGCUUCCGGAUGCGUGAGCCUCUGUCCAGCGUGUCCAGUGUCCGAAGUGUCUGAGCCUGCUGGAAUCCCUGGCCCCUGGUCUCCAGGCCCAAACCCCUCCUCUUGCUCUUGACUUCUGACCAUGGUCCCCCUAAGGGAGGGCAGGUUGGGGGUGGGGCCUCGUGCCCUUUGCUGGAUGAACUAUUGCUGAAGUUCCAGGAAUUGUCCCCUCUUGCCUAGUUUCCUGCAAGGGGUUUUGGGUAAUGAUCUGGGGUAGGGGUCCUGGGCUUGAGGCCAAGGCCCCGAUGUCUUGGGCAAAGAGGAUGUUACACCAUAGAGCUCAGUGGCCCCCGUGGGCACUGGCAGAAUGCCUAGGGCAAAGAUCUUCUACCUCUGUGUCUAAGGGAGUGGCUGCUUUGGUGGGUCGGGGCUCUUUGCCUGCAGCUGCCUCGCCCUCCACAUCCCUAUGGACACCCUUCCUUUCUGUUCUGGUUGACCAGGAAAGUUAAGGUGCUUAGGACAACUCCAGCCUUGUUCUUCCUUGGGUCACGAUUACUAAGGAAUCCAUGCAAUGCUGAGGCUGCUGGGCCAGGCUGAGUGGGCAGCUCACAGAUUGGUGACUUGUUUUAGUGGGGACAGUGUAGAGAAGGGGGGGGCUCUCAAUUAAGCUGGGUGGGGAGCCCAGUGUACAUGGGGCCUCAAGAAUGCAAUGCAAUGUAAAUGGAAUGCAAUGGAAUUUAUAGCAUGAAUAGCAAUGUGGGCAGGUAAGGGGAAUUAGUCCUGGGAAAGGCUUUCCUUAGGGACAUAUCUGUUUUCUUCCAUGUGUGUGAGACACUAGAUGUGUCUCUAUGUGUGCAGAUCUCAGUCAACACAGUUCCCCUGCAUGAUAGAACAUAGAGAGGUCAUCUUAUUCCUCCCCUUGCUUCCAUGGCACUUAGAGUGUCUCCGGUGGAAGAGACUGCUCGUCCCUCUUUUUUCAGAGAUCUCUAGGGAGGGAGACCCUGGGCUUCCUGUUACUCAGAGGUCUGAACAUAGUCUACAUGUGUUUCAAGGACGCGUGUCUUAAUUCACUUUAUAGGAUCAUAGGUUUCAGAGUUCAUUGGGACAUCAGAGAUGCCCUAGUGUAGGCGAUCAUAACCCGGGGCUUGUGAACCUGGUACGUGUGUAUGUGGUGCUGUUGUUGUUUUUACAUUUUGAUAACUGCAUUUCAACAUAAUUGGCUUCCUCUGUAAUGCUGUCUUUUGCUUUAUGUAUUUAAAAACAUGAUUUUGAGAAGGGGUCCAUAAACUUCACCAGGCUCCCUCCUAAAGGGGUUAGUUAAGUACACAAAGUAAAGUUAAUUGAUCUAGUUCAAUUCCCUUAUUUUAUAAAUGAGGAAACUGAAGCCCAGAGAAGAGAUCUUAUUUGUAACAGAAACGGGGAAAAAACCCAUAUAUAUGUGUGUGUGUGUGUGUGUGUGUGUGUGUGUGUAUACAUUUACAUACAUAUCAUAUAUAUCUAUACACAAACACACACAUGUAUAUGCGCAUAUAUGUAUAGAUUUACAAAUGCAUACAUGCAUGCAUGUACACAAGUGUAUACAUGCAUAUAUGUGUGUAUAUUAUAAUGUGAUUAUGUGUAUGGGGAGGGGUUGCUCUUGGCCUUGGUGUUUUGUUUUUACCAUCUGGAGGCUCCUCCUCUUCUCUUCAUCACCCUUCCCCCUCUCUAGUUCUGGGGGAUUUGUCUGAGAGUCUCAGGCUUUGAGUCCCCUGGCCUGAGACCAUUUAGAAAGGUCAUUCUCUCCAACUCCCAGUCUCUGGGGCCCGUGCCUUUCCUCCUCCCCCACCCACAGGCCCCUCCCUUCUUCUCACCCUUAAAUGUUAUUUUUCAUAAAUUAAAGAGGAACUUCCAGCCGGUGUCUGGUCAUUGCCGGAAGGUAGCUGCCAUUUUCUGAGAUGGGGGGUGUAAGGCUCCAUCAUUCUGGGAGGCCAGUGGCCAGUUGAGGCAGACAGGGCUGGAGGAUGAAAAGGUCAGAGCCCUGAGCCCUGGGCCAGGCCUCUCUGACUCCAGAUGUCAGCAGAGGUCCCUCUCUUUCUACCCUGGGGACCCACAGUAGCCUCUUACCUCUUUUUCGCUUGUGUUCCCAGGGCCUCCCUCCUUCGUCCCAUAUUCACAGGCUACCUCUUUUCUGCAUUUUCCUAGAACAAUGGAAGGAGGCUCGGGCUGCCAAUCUGGGAGACUUGACAGCUCUUGACAGCAACUUGCUGUAUCAUAUCGGACAAACCUCUUCCCCUUUCUGAGCCUCGGUAUCUUCCUCUAUCAACUGAGAGGGUUAGACCUCCAAGACCCAGCUCCCAGCCUUGAGCUUCCAUGUUCUAAGGGCCCUCCCAGCUCUGACCUUCUGCAUUCCAGGAUCCCUCCUAGCUCUGACAUUCUGUGUUCUAGGAUUGUUCUGACAUUCUAAGGUCUCUGCCAGCUCUGGCAUUCUUUGUUCUAAUGUUUUCCCCAACUUGAUGUCCUGGGACCCAAGGUUCUAGGCAUUGUAUGCAUGAAAAAGAAUCCAGAUAGGGAACUGGAAUUUCAUCACUGGAGGUCUUCAAGGGGCUAGAGGACCCCUUGUCAGGGAUGAUGUAGAAAGGACAAAAUUCUCUCAGAAGUCCCUUCCAGCUGAGAUUCUCUGAUCCCCUCUUAGGAGGAAAACAGAACCCCAGGUAAUAGUUAAUAAACAUUUUCUGAUAAUGACAAUGUGGCUGAGGACUUAUUCUUGAUUUUGACCUCCAGGCCACCUUUUUGGUAGGCCUCAGAAGCCCCUGAAACAUCCCUGCCCUGCCUCCCUCCCCCCACACCCAUUGCCUUGGAAACAGGAAGCAGAGGGCUUGUGCUGGAUAUGGGAGGGUAUGAAGUGGUGACCGUUGAGGAGGAAACAGCUAACACCCCCGGCUGGGUACUGAGAUGAAUCUUUCUGAAAGAGAUACCAGACACAAGAAUGAUGGUAUUGGUCACAAGUGUGACCACCCCAGGGACAGCUGGAGCUCUUCCAGGAAGAUGUAGAAAAGCAUUGGGUGUUCUUAAGGUUCCAUCGGCAACCCCCACCCCAAAGCCAGUCCAUCGGUCCCCUUCUGGAGGUAUUCCAGGAGAACAUGUGUCAUUAGAGGGAGGACCUGGGUG